AUGUCAAAUUGGAAUUUUUUUAAUGAUUACCUUAAUUGGUUUAAUGGGACCACCGAAUCUACUACAUUUCAUAGUAGAAGUGGUAAAAAGGGUUCUAACAAAAGUGUAUCUACAAAUGCUACAUCUAUAAACCCUAAUAAAAAUGAUAUGAAUGAGUAUAGUAUCAAUCAACCUAAUAAUAGUCAACAUAAUAGUGAUGAAAUAAAGGCCUCUAAUAUUGCCUUUGAAAAAGAUGUAAGUAAAAUAAAAUGUGCCAAGAAAUACAAUCCAUUUAUUAAAAAAAAAGAAAAAACUAAUAAAGAAUAUAAUAAUAUAAAUAGUGAAAAGGAGGAUAAUAAAAGUGAAAUAAAAUGUGAGAGUAUAAAUACAAAUGCAAAUACAAAUAUAACGUGCGAUAAAGGGAAUGAUAAAAAUAUGCCCAAAAAUAAAAAUAAAGAUACUAAUUUUUUUAAUCAACUAGGGUUAUCGAACUGGUUACCUAAUUAUGAUAUGCCAAUUUAUAACGAAUAUAAAAAAGGCUAUUAUUUAGAUAAAGAAGCUAAAGAAGUAUUAUCAAAAAAAGGUUCUAAAAAAAGUAAUGUUAUAAAAAUAGGAGGUGAUAGUAGCAAUAGUAAUAUGAACGAUUUUAAUGUCUCCGAUUGUUGUAAUACAUGUGUUGAUACAACUUAUUAUGAUGCUUUAAAUAUAAAACCGACAGCUAAAUUAAGUGAAAUAAAAACAAGUUAUUAUAAACUAGCUUUAAAAUAUCAUCCAGAUAAAAAUUCUAAUGAUCCAGAAGCAAAAUUAAAAUUUCAAAAAAUAAAUGAAGCAUAUCAAGUAUUAAGUGAUGAUGAAAGAAGAAGACAAUAUAAUAAAUAUGGAUUAAAUGCAACGAAAGAUAUGAUAUUAAUUGAUCCUUCAAUUUUCUUUAUGAUGUUAUUUAGUUCAGAAGAAUUAAGUGAUUAUACUGGUACUCUGAGAAUAGCUUUUUUUGUUCAGCUAGCUUUUGAAGGAAAUAUGUCAAUUGAAGAUAAAAAAUCAUCAAAUAACGUUAUGAUAAAUGAAAUGGAAGUAGAACAAAAAAUAAGAGAAGUUGAAUUGGCACUACUCUUAAGAAAUAGAUUACAACCAUAUGUAGAUGGAGAUAUGAAAUGGGAAGAACAAAUGGAAAAUGAAAUUAAAGGAUUACUUGAAUCUUCAUUUUCAAGUUCCAUAUUAGAAUCUAUAGGAUGGACAUAUGAAAAUGUCGCAACAUCAUAUAUAGCAGAAGUAACCACAUUAUGGGGUGUUGGAGCAACUGUAGCAAAUAUUCAAGCAGCUGGAAGGACCAUUGGAAAUACAUUCAGCGCAGCUAAGUCUAUGUUUAAUACUGUAGUAACUAUAAAAGAUUUUUCAUUGAACAGUGAAAAAAUUAAUUCAAUAAAAGAAAAGAAAGAUAAUUUAAAAACUUCAUCCAAUAAUUCUUUGAAUAAUAAUUCUUCUUCAUAUAAAGGAUCCAAUGAAAAUAUAAAUUCGGAUAAUCAAAUGGACCCUAAAAAGAAUAUUAUAAAUCCUAAUCUUAAUAUAAACAGUUCAAACAAUAUAAAUAAUCUGAAUGAAUCUAAUACAAAUGAAAAUAAGGAAGAGGAAAAAAAACACACACUAAUAGAUAAGGAAGAAAAUAAAGCACUAGGAGUUAUUAUAAAAAAUGUUCUCACUUUAGUUUUAUGGGAUAUUGAAUCCACAGUAAGACAAGCCACAGAUAAGGUUAUAAGAGAUGAAGGUGUCAACAUUGAAAUAAGAUUAAAACGAGCAGAAGGAAUGAAAAUUUUAGGGAAGCUAAUGCAAAAAUGGUCAAGAAUUAAAAAUGAUAAAUCUGAUACAACUGAUAUAGAUGCUACAAAAUUGUUAGAAAAGGCUAUAAUCAAAGCAUCGAAAAUGCCAAACGAGGAAGAUCCAUCAGAUUAA
This is a messenger RNA of Plasmodium gaboni, 1926 nucleotides long. Its product is annotated as putative DnaJ protein. Lineage: Eukaryota; Apicomplexa; Aconoidasida; Haemosporida; Plasmodiidae. Bases 1 to 1926 code for a protein of 641 amino acids. The record is from RefSeq and is a predicted model, not a curated record. The transcript has a single exon.